UUACACGGACGAUGAGAUGGACACAGCUGUUUCCAUAAACAGAAUUAACUUAUAUAAUUACGCGUAGUUCAUCUUAAUCUUCACCAAUGGCCACGAGAGCUUCGAGGAACAGUUAAGUUGAUGAGUAUAUUGACAUCUUCACCUUUCACAUUUUGUUUUCCUAUCCCUACCUAUGGGCACUCGAGCGAGAAGGAACCGAAUGUCCCCUACCUUCUGACCAACUGACUAGCACUCUAAGUGGUUAUCUGAUUAUCAUUCAAGAAUAGUCAUUUUCUUUCUAGUAUUUCAUUAUUCAGCGACAGAAUGACAACUGCACACUUCGAUACCUGUCUAGUACAAAGGCUCCGACACCUGCGAUAUCGAGGUGAGCUUUGUGACACUCGUGUUACUGUGAAGGAUGAAGAGUUCCUCUGCCAUCGCUUGGUUCUUGUUUCGGCAUCUGACUACUUCAAGGCCAACCUCUUCUCCGCUGACGACAUCAGCUGGGACAUGACAGUCGACGAUGAAGAUGUCUCUCCAAAAUCCUUUCGCCUUCUGCUGGAAAUUCUUUAUGGAGCCAGCAACCUCAUUAACCACGAAACAGUGAUAGAUAUCAUCACAUGUUCUGUCCACUUUGGCAUUGAUUUCAUCACUAAGCACAUCGAAAGGUAUUUCGGGGAAUUCUUUACAUCUGAUAACUGCGUAGACGCUUGGCUGGUAGCACAAAAAUGUAAACUCACAGACCUGGCUUACAAAUCUUAUACAAUGGCUGCUGAAAAUUUCGACACAAUUCCAGAGAACAAGUUGUUUUCACUACAUGGAUCCAUGCUCCUUAUUCUCUUGUCCUUGCAAAAUAAACUCAGCAUGGACGACAUCUGCAAAACGAUCUUGCGCUGGGUGGAGACGGAUCAGGGUGCAAGAGCUGGAUUCCUAUGUCAUUUCCUGCCCUUCAUCUCUUUUCCGCAGCUUAGUCGAGAAUAUUUAGCUGAUCUGAUGGAAUACCGCCAUCAUCCAUUCUGUGAAUUUAUCUUUGAUCAUUUGCAGGAUGGCAUUUAUUUUGCUUUGAAAAACGCCGACGAAAAAUGCCUUCAUUCACGAAGACGAAUUCUAACCCAACAGUCCGUUCCGCUGGACAACACUGACAUCACAUCCGUAUGUUUGGUUGUCAAAGCAACUGACUUUCCGCUUGCACACGGCCCUACACUAGAGGCCUGGCGUGAUCCUGAAGACCGUUAUAACUUGGCUCCAGUACCUCAGAACACUGGUUGGCACUAUGCAACCUGUACCUGGAGAAACGAACUUUACCUUAGUGGAGGAAACUUGCUGCCCACCUUCUUUGCCGUCUACAGGCCAUGCGACAAUCAAUGGUCUGUCCUUCCAGCUUUUGAUGAUGAUGAUUUUUUUGGUCGAGAAAAACAUUCUUUGGCCGCCGUCAACGACAACAUCUAUAUUCUUGGAGGUCUGAUGCGAACAUGUGAAGACGAUAAAGUAACAUCACCUGAUGUCUGGAAGUAUAACAUAAAAUCCAAGACCUGGAGCCUCUUCUGCAGUCUGCCAGAGGCUGUUCAGGAAACAUCAGCUGCAGUUCUUGGCCACAGGAUUUACCUGUUCGGUGGGCGUAAUGCAAGUGAAGUUGACUCAGAUGUUGUGCAGUGUGUCGACACUGUGAAUAAUGUUGCCUAUAUAGCUGGCACACUUCCUUCUCCUACAUCCAUGACACGAGCAGUCAGCAAUAAUGGACUCAUCUGGGUGGUACUAAAAACUGGCCAGAUUCUGCGAAUGUGGGAAGACUUUAAUCUGGCUGAUGAAAUAGAGCAGCAUCUGACAACAACAAAGAGCAGAAAUACCAAUGACAAACCCUUCAAAAAGCCUCGGACACACGACAGCACCGUUUCAUUUAAAGAAGUAGCAAGAAUCGGUGUUCGUGAUCACUUUGGUGCUUGUAUAGGUAAAGGUGAGAUCACGGUGGCCAGCAGGGAACCUGGUGACCUCGUCUGGGACAUGAACUACAUUAACCUUUCAUCUGGCAACGUACAAAAACUUCCCACUACCUACAUCUACGACGUACAAUGCUUCCAUCUUCAUAAAAUAAACAUCCCCUAUUUGCAUCUUAAGAAAAGGACAUUGAGCGUGGAAGUUUCAAGUGUUUCUAGUCGGUCUUCGGACACAAACUUCGUCGCUUCGGACUUUGUCGCUUCGGUCCUGCAGACCUCUCCACUUUGGCCAUCACAUGCCCGGAGUAGUGAACCCGAACAGAGAGGAGAAAGAACAAGUGGAAACCCAGAUCAAGGAGACACAACAGGCCUUCCCAAAACUUUUCACAACUCCCUGCCAAUUCAGAAAAACUGUUUGAUUCCGGAGAAUCGAAGUGUUUCUAGUCAGUCUUCGGACACGGAAUCCGUGGCCUCCGUUACGCCGGUCUCUCCUAUCCCAUCAUACCUAACCCGGAAUAGUGAGCCUGUCCAGAGAGGAGAAAGACCGAUUAGAAGCCAAGAUCAUAAAAACAUCCGCCCAAAUAAAUUCUACACAAUCAUGCCUACACAGCUGACAAACACGAUGCAGAGUCCAAGAUGUUUGGUGUCACCAAUGCCAAAUUCUCAACGCCCCAACCUUCAAGCCGAUCAGGAGACAACAAGCGAAGGACCGAGUGGUAGUCAUGAACAGAGGGCAGCACUGGGCAGUGAGACUUCAUUACAGAAUCUAGAACUUCCUUCACCUGCAUACAUGUGUCUCGAUCCCACUCUGAAGAGGAAAGCUGCUCUGAAGGCGAAGCAAAGCAGGUUGCCUGCGCCGACACUUUCUCAGGUCUUCCGGGGAUAGAUGAUGACUUCCAACAAUACCUUAAUGAUCUUUUUGGUCGCAUAACCGAUUCUUCCAAAGGAAAGAGGUAAAGAGGAUGAAUUGUGUGGGUUCAUCAUCAUCACCAUCCUGUCACUGUUAUCUGCCCUGCUCUAUAAUCACCUGCAAGAUAACAUUGUUAAGUGUUGUUGGGUAAAUUUUUAAAUGUUGUACACCAUAAAAUGUUCAGUAGGAGAAUUUAUAUCAGAGUAUUAUGUUGACAGCUACUACUUGUUAUAAUCAUUGUGUUUAAUAAGAUGUUCUUAUGAUGUUGUAUAAUGUUUUCUUUUUACAUCUGGUUUCAUAAUUGUUUUACAUUAUUUUUUUGUAGUCAGACCCUGUUUUUUUGUCUAUUCUUCUGUACCUGGGUCAUUAAAGUACUUAUAUAUAUAUAUGUUACAAACAUAUCAAGAGGCAUAAGCUAAAAGAAAAAAAUUGUCAUUCUUUAUGUAAUGCAUUGCUGAAGUAAUAUUAGUGCCAUUGCCAUCUUUUUUGAAUAAUGAUGUCAUAUUUUUGUUGUAUAACACUAUGUUUUGCUAUAAUUAUUCAAGCUUUAGAAAUUGUAUAAACUGCACCUUUAUUAUAUUGUCAACAUUCCUCUAAGUGAGUGCACGCAUCAAAUUAAACAUCCUACUGAUUUAA
Molecule: messenger RNA, 3459 nt
Organism: Pomacea canaliculata
Lineage: Eukaryota; Metazoa; Mollusca; Gastropoda; Architaenioglossa; Ampullariidae
Product: kelch-like protein 24
Exons: 13
Coding region: 304-2799 (831 amino acids)
Molecular function (GO): protein binding
Source: RefSeq, a predicted model, not a curated record